AACAUCCGGCCAGACACGUUAGGUUUUUUUGGUGUCAGUCUUAGAUCUAGAAAUCUAGACGUUCUAGAUCGAUUAGUCUAGACUCAUAAUUUCUUGUUUGGUUCAUCAAAAUCAACAGAUUUAUAAUACAUUUAUCUAGUCAGGCUCGUUGCAAAGUUAAUAGAUCUAUUUAGAUAGAUUCUUCUCGUUCGUUUGUUUAAAAUAUUUAAAUUGUAAAACUAAAAGUCAAAAAGAAAAAAAAAAUGCCGUCAAAUACGACAAAAGCUGCUAAGCCAAGGCCAAGAGAAACUGUAAACAAAGCCAAUCAUAGCAUGAAUCCAGAUCGUCCAAAAACGUCAGCUGGAAUGAGAGACAGGUCAACAAUUAAGCGUUUACAAAUGUAUCGCAAUUUUAAACCUAAACGAGACAAGUCUGGACGAAUUAUAACACCAGCUCCUUUUCAGUCAACUUUGAAAUCUGGGACAAUGGCUAGAGUUGAACCUAACAGAAAAUGGUUUGGCAAUACAAGGGUAGUAACUCAGAAUGCUCUGCAGGCCUUUACAGAAGCAAUGAAUAAAGUCAAGUCUGAUCCUUACAAAGUUGUCAUGAAUCCAACCAAGAACCCAGUCACCUUAUUGAAUUAUACUCCUAAAGCAGCACCGUCUCCAAGGUUAUUAGAUAGAGAGCCAUUUGAAAAAGUGUUUGGCAAAAAGGCAACUCGGAAAAGACCAACGCUUAGCACUUGUGAUCUUGAUGAAAUGGUAAAAAAUGCAGAAACUGACCUAGCCAAAUGGGAAGAGACUCAGAAUUUGCUGACACCUCAGGAAGAGGGUGUCAAAGAUGGGCAGUUGGAGAUUGUGUUCAAAGCAGGAACUUCGAAAAGGAUUUGGAACGAGCUUUACAAGGUCAUUGAUUCAUCAGAUGUGCUGUUACAAGUAUUAGAUGCUAGAGAUCCUAACGGAACAAGAUGCAGACAGGUGGAGAACUAUUUGAAGAAAGAGAAGCCACAUAAACAUCUGAUAUUUGUAUUGAACAAAGCAGAUUUAGUCCCUAACUGGGCCAUUAAAAAAUGGGUUGCAGUGUUGUCAGCAGAACAUCCCACACUAGCAUUUAGAGCCAGUAUAACAAACUGUUUUGGUAGAGGGGAUAUGAUUUCUCUUCUGCGCCAGUUUACAAAACUCCAUAGCGACAAGAAACAAAUCAGUGUGGGUUUAAUUGGUUAUCCUAAUGUGGGGAAAAGUUCCAUUAUCAAUGCCCUGAAAUCUAAGAAAGUCUGUAAUGUAGCCCCAGUUCCUGGAGAAACUAAGGUGUGGCAGUAUGUGACACUCAUGAAUAGCCUGUUUUUAAUUGACUGUCCUGGAAUAGUAUACCCAACCGGAGCUACCCCAACAGAUCUAGUGUUGAAGGGAGUAGUUCGUGUUGAAAAAGUUGAUCAGCCUGAGGACUACAUACAUGCAGUGUUGGAAAGGGUGAAAAAAGAUUAUCUUGUUAAGACAUAUGGAAUUUCAGACUGGCAAAGUCCUGAAGAUUUCUUAGAGCAAGUUGCUAGAAAAUCUGGAAGGCUACUUAGGGGUGGUGAACCAGAUAUUGGGACUGUUGCCAAAAAUAUACUUAAUGAUUAUCAGAGAGGCAAGAUUCCUUACUUUGUACGUCCACCAGAGUCAGAGCUGGAGGAAGAGGAAGAUGACAGCAUUCCACCAGAAACAGAGGCUGCUACAGAUGUUGAAAAUAAAGAGGAUGACAACAAAGUACUUGAAGCAGAUAUGAAUACCAGUGUCACUGGUGAGGAUGAUGAUGGUGAUGAUGAAGAGAACAAUGAUGAUGACAUCAAGGAGAACAAAGCAGAAGAACCUAUGGUGGAGCAAAAAGCCUCAGCCAAAACUAAACCUCAGAGAUCAGAUGCAAAAGCAAAAGGGAAAAAUAGAAGCGAGAAAAGUCUUGCAGCUCUUCACCCUUUCUUUGAGGUCACAAGUCGCAAACUGGGCGACAUAAAAAAGAAAAUGGCCAAACUAAGGCAGAAUAUUCAGGAGAUACAAAACAAGAAAAAAGCUAGAGAGUUGAAGAAAUCUGUUUCAGAAGUCAGUGAUGUGGAACAGUCAGCUGAAAGUAGUUUGACAGCAACAGACUCAACCAGCAUCAGUCAACAGCCCCAGUUUAUUAAACUGCCGUCUGACGCAACACAGGAAAGAACAUCUGUCACCUGUUACCCAUCCAUUUCACGUAAGAGAAAACUAGAAGAUGCUGAAACAGAAGUGCCAGACAGCGCAACAAAGAAAAAGAAACAGACAGUGCAGACAUCUAGUGGAGUUAUGAUUGUUAGUGAGAUCAGUAGUUCCCCUGCCAAAUCAACAGGUAAUACGCCCACUAUCAAGAAAACACCACCAGCCUCAAACUCUUCUAGUAAACAAAGAAAUAAAAGGAAACGAGAGGAGGAUGAAGAUGAGAAUACACCACGCAUCACUGGACUUCUGAAAAGACGAAUGCAGCGACACAUAAUAAAAGAUAUGAAUAAGAAAAAUGAAUUUUAUAAAGAAACAGAUGUUAAGAACAGGAGAAAGUCAAGGAGAUAAUGUUGUUGUUGAUUUUUGUUGUUUUCAUAUAGUAAUAAAUUGCUAAAUUUAAUUUAUGAACUGAUGUAAUAAAAUGUUUAUUUAUAUAUAAUAAAAACCAAUUGGCUUGUA
This is a messenger RNA of Biomphalaria glabrata, 2660 nucleotides long. RefSeq lists its product as uncharacterized. Gene Ontology annotation, molecular function: GTP binding. Gene Ontology annotation, cellular component: nucleolus. The coding region runs from base 243 to 2549 and encodes 768 amino acids. Lineage: Eukaryota; Metazoa; Mollusca; Gastropoda; Planorbidae. The transcript has 15 exons. The record is from RefSeq and is a predicted model, not a curated record.